Messenger RNA from Schistocerca piceifrons (Central American locust), 2282 nucleotides. Its product is annotated as BTB/POZ and MATH domain-containing protein 3-like. The coding region runs from base 870 to 1913 and encodes 347 amino acids. Lineage: Eukaryota; Metazoa; Arthropoda; Insecta; Orthoptera; Acrididae. Gene Ontology annotation, molecular function: ubiquitin protein ligase binding. Gene Ontology annotation, cellular component: nucleus; cytoplasm. Gene Ontology annotation, biological process: regulation of proteolysis; proteasome-mediated ubiquitin-dependent protein catabolic process. The record is from RefSeq and is a predicted model, not a curated record. The transcript is spliced from 3 exons.
UCCUAAACUGCUCAACCUGGAAAUACCUGGGUACACCAUAGCUCGCAACAAUCGGAUAAAAUGGCGACAUGAUUUAUGAUUGUAUUAUGCAGCAUUCUUUACCACGGAGGUGGGCGCUGCAUCUUUUUCUGAAGAAAGAAGACGCAGGUAUCAAUCUGUUCAAAGGAGAGUUAAACAUACCAAUGAAUUUAGACUAGUGGUUCAAAACCGCUCAAAUGGCUCUGACCUCUAUGGGACUUAACCUAGAACUACUUAAACCUAACUAACCUAACGACAUCACACACACCCAUGCCCGAGGCAGGAUUUGAACCUGUGACCGUAGCAGGCGCGUGGUUCCGGAUUGAAGCGCCUAGAACCACUCGGCCACGGUGGCCGGUCAAGUUUAAUCGUGCCUACCCUGAGACAUUCACCGAGGAAACUGAUUUCUGCAUUAGAUGUACAUUGCUUCUGAUCAGGUGUCACGGAUCUGAGGAACUUGAGAUAAGGAGGAAGAAAAUUUUUCCUAGUUAGAGGUGCCACCAACUUGGAUUUAAAUAUAAGUCGUGUAACUUUAUGGCUGAAACAAGUUUGUUGCUUUGCCAAUUUUUUUGCUAUGACAUCAAUAAACCAUCUUUUGACUGAGAACGAUAACAUUUUUAGAAGGUGAAAGCAGUCUAUCGUAGCACCGCGCUGGUAGUCACAAACCUUAGGUGAUCGCAAAGCAGUACGGGCCCUUGUCAUUUUAAGGAAACUGGUGACGUUGCAAUUGAUUUAGGGUGGACAACACUUUCACAGCUGCUGUUUCAUACAGGUAUGCAUGCGCCUCGUACAAGUGUUGAGGGUGCAGUGUGAGGGCUGCUCAGUGGCACUGUGUUUCAGGACCACCCACCAUGUCGGCAGUUACGGAGGUUCAGAACAACACAACCGAGGCCCUGGCCGCCCUGGUAGAUGGGGGUGAAGACGCCCUGGUGACGCUGGUGGCGGGCGAGACGAGGGUGGCGGCUCACAGGGCCGUGUUGGCAGCCGCGAGCCCCGUGUUCGCAGCGAUGUUUGCGCACGACAUGCUGGAGGCCAGCUGCGGCCAGGUGAGCAUCGACGACGUGGAGGGCCCGGUGCUGAAGCUCCUGGUCGCCUACACGUAUACCCUGCAGGCCCCCCAGCUGCCCGACACGGCCGCCCAGCUGCUCUCGGCGGCCGACAAAUACGGCUUGUCGGCCCUGAAGGCUGCCUGCGAGCGCCAGCUGAUCUCUCAGUUGGCCGUCGAGACCGCAGCGGCGACGGCCGUCACGGCAGUGAGGCACUCGUGCCCGGACGCCACCAGGGCUGCCGUCGCCUUCAUAAAGGACCACCUGCAGGUGAUGGCCACGCGGGGCUGGGCGGACGCUGUGCUCGAGUACCCGCAAGAAGUCAUUGAAGUCAGCAGUAUGGUCGGAGGGCCACCAGCAGAAGACAGCUCGCCGACCGCCACAGGGGGCGGGCCCACCCCCAACUCUGACCGUCAACCCCACAGCGGCCACAGCCGGACUCCUGCUGCAGCUGCGCCUCCCACGUCUGCCAGACACACCCCUCCACCUGAUGACGCAGCCGUCUGUCGCUUCCGAAGUGGCACUCUGGAGUUCCCAGACACCCCGCCGCCCCCUGCAACGGAGCUGACGACACCAGAGGGGAGCGGCCGGCGCGCUCGGUCCAGGCCUCUCCAGAGGCGCCAGUUGGGCACAGCUGGUCGCGGCGGGCCUCCAACACGGCUGGAGUCGGAGAACUCCUCCCCACGAUUCAACCAUUUCGUUGCUCUCUGGACCUCUCUUACCAAGAGCUUCCUUCCGGUACCUUCAGGUGCUGACGCAUACGCAGGCAAACUGGCGUGGCGGCCUGCUCUCGACCAACAUCACCGGCAUCAGAGUUACGAGUGUGGGAGCGACCUCCAUCCAGGAUAAACGCCAGUGGGUCGUCAGCUGUCGUUUAUAAAGUGUUGGAACCAGUCAGUGGAGAGUGAAAGCUGCAUUCGACCGGGUUGGUGACACUUCGUCACGGAGACUACAGGAAUUGCACAGGGACGAUUAAGUUCUCUGUUGUUCCGCCGAAAUGUAAUGGAUAGAAGCACAAAACGGCCGGUUGGAUUUGUACAUGUAACAAAACUCGUAGGAGCAAUUCUAUCUGCUGAAGAGAUUUUUGAGACACUUGUUAUGACUUUGAAACUUAUAACCCUACUAGAUGAACCCUGGACAACAGUGAUUCCACUCUUGUCACAAUAGAAGAUUAUUUCGGCAGCGAAUUGCAGGGCUUUUUAGUCAUCUUUCCAGAGC